AUGAGCGAAGUAGGACUGGUCGAGGCGAUCCAGUCCAAGCACCCAGGGUCCCAUCAGGCCACUUACCAGCGGAACCUCCGUGGGUAUCCGAUUGACGGUAUCUUUGCGAUGCCUGACGUGCCCAUCCUGGCCGCCGGAUACUACCCUUUUGACGAACAUGUCGCCUCCGAUCACCGUGGCCUGUGGAUCGACUUUGACUUGCACAGUCUCCUCGGCGGACACCAACCUACGAAACCCACCCAUGUUCCACGCCGGCUGGUGAUGCACAACAAAUGGGUGGUUCAACGAUAUGUCCAAUUGGCGGAGCAGGGUUAUAUGCGGUACAAUAUUCCGGGUCGUCUCUCUACCCUAGGAUUCGAAGUUGCCCGACAGCAGGGCGUCAUCACCAAAUCCCAGGCGGUCAGAUUCGAUCGGAUACACGCUGAUGCCUACACAGUUCGACGGUUGGCGGAGCAGAACUGCAGGAAGUUGUCGAUGGGCGGGGCAGAAUGGUCUCCUAAAGGCCAACCCAUUCGGGAUCGGAUCACCUUGUGGCGCCUUCUCCUCAAGGGCCGACGUCAGUGCCGGGUGAGCUCCAGGAAGGUUCGCCGCCUGCUGCUCAAGACGAACGAGCCUUUGGCCUGGAAGUUGACCACAGCCGAACUUGAGUCCCAUCUCACCCAAGACCUUGGUCAAUAUAGAGACGCCAAGAGGGGCCUCACUUCUAAAUGGCGGAAGGCUCAUGUCACUACUCGUACCCAGAGCAUUGCUAAAGUCCGCCACAAGACGGCAAGCCAACGAGAACGAUAUCACCGCUUAAGGUCCAUGAAGCAACGCGAGGAGACUCGUCGGAGGCGCAAGGCUCGUUCCUCCGGUUUGUCUGGCGGUCUAAGGGCCAUUCAAGUCGAACUGGAGGACAGCUCUGGCAAUUGUCGGUUACAGACCAUUACUGACCCGACGUCGGUUGAAGAUGGAUGCAUGCAAGAAAAUAGGGCCAGGUACCAACAAACCCAGACCCCACAUCCAACUCCUCCCAUGUCUGAGCCUCUCUACACUAUGUUCACGGGCCCUGACGCCGACAACAACCAACAACUUCUUCUGGAGGGCAAACUCCCCAUCCCUGGUGGCCUGGCUUACCCUACCCAAGCCUUCCUUCGCCACUGUCGACUGCACGACAGUUACCGGCCUCGUCCUUUCCCCUUGACGGUUGAAGAGCUCGUGGACUUUUGGAGUCGCACUCCUGAGAACAAGGGUUCUGAGCCCCACGGCCUCCAUAAUGGCCACUUCAAGGCAGGCGCCCUCUCGGAACUGUUGGCUUCUUGUGAUAUGGCGUUUUGGGACCUUCCACUCCGUUCAGGCCAUGUUCCGGAACUCUAG
This is a messenger RNA of Cylindrotheca closterium, 1356 nucleotides long. The record is from the annotation of a GenBank genome assembly. Lineage: Eukaryota; Bacillariophyta; Bacillariophyceae; Bacillariales; Bacillariaceae.